This is a messenger RNA of Clarias gariepinus (North African catfish), 3970 nucleotides long. RefSeq names its product oxoglutarate dehydrogenase L (gene ogdhl). The record is from RefSeq and is a predicted model, not a curated record. Bases 236 to 3223 code for a protein of 995 amino acids. The transcript is spliced from 23 exons. Gene Ontology annotation, cellular component: oxoglutarate dehydrogenase complex; mitochondrion. Gene Ontology annotation, biological process: tricarboxylic acid cycle. NCBI's taxonomy places the organism in Eukaryota, Metazoa, Chordata, Actinopteri, Siluriformes, Clariidae. Gene Ontology annotation, molecular function: thiamine pyrophosphate binding; oxoglutarate dehydrogenase (succinyl-transferring) activity.
GUCCCACUUUGCUGAGCUCUUCCUCCCUUCAGCCCGUUCCCACAGCGUCCUUAGUCACAAGUAAGCGCGGCUUGACGCGCAGGCCUGUCUUUCUGUCCUUCCUGUCUUUUUGUCCGUUGCGCUAAUUUGACAUUGCGGGAUUAACGACACCGCCUCGACUCAGACAGCAACGCGCUCCAAGUCGGUGCAGAAACGGACCGUAAUCCUUCGCACUGCCUUCCGAGGCUGUGCAGACAUGAAUCGGUUUCGCUCCCUGGCCUCUAUCAGGGGUCUUUGGAUGAGGAGCCGAUUGUGGGAUUCUCACCGAUGCUGUUCCUCUGAAAAGCCUGUCAGUACCAGCUAUGUGGAAGAGAUGUACUAUGCCUGGCUUGAAGAUCACAAAAACGUACAUGAGUCCUGGGAUGCCUAUUUCCGGAAUGCCCAGGGUAACAGUCAGGCUACAGAAGUGGGGGAGAAUCGUCCAUCUGCUCUUCUCCAGGGUCGAGCCAUGUCCCAGACUCCUGCAAUGUCUCAGAAAGUGGUGGAGGAUCACUUAGCUGUCUAUAACCUCAUCAGAGCCUACCAGAUCCGUGGUCACCAUGUGGCGCAACUCGAUCCUCUUGGCAUCCUCACAGCCGAUAUUGAUUCCUUUGUCCCCUCGGAUUUAAUAACAACAAUUGACAAACUUGGCCUCUAUGGUUUGGAUGAAUCUGAUCUAGACAAGACAUUCCAGUUACCAUCAACAACAUUUAUUGGUGGUCAGGAGACUGUGCUUCCACUUAGGGAAAUCAUUCACAGACUUGAGGCAUCAUACUGUGGUCAUAUUGGUGUGGAAUUUAUGUUUAUUAACAAUUUGGAGCAAUGUCAAUGGAUCAGGCGAAAGUUUGAGAGUCCGAGCAUCAUGAAAUUUACUGAAAGAGAAAAGAGGACCUUACUGGCAAGGCUGGUGCGCUCAACACGGUUUGAGGAUUUUCUGGCACGCAAGUGGUCUUCAGAGAAGCGCUUUGGCUUAGAGGGCUGUGAGGUCCUCAUCCCUGCUCUUAAAACGAUCAUUGACAAGUCUAGUGCAGCCGGCGUAGACAGUGUAAUUAUGGGCAUGCCUCACAGGGGUCGACUGAAUGUCUUGGCCAAUGUUGUCAGAAAAGAUCUUGAUCAGAUUUUCUGCCAAUUUGAUCCAAAAUUAGAGGCUGCAGAAGAGGGCUCAGGGGAUGUGAAGUAUCAUCUGGGAAUGUACCAUGAGCGGAUCAACAGGGAGACGAAUAAGAAUAUUACUCUGUCUCUUAUGGCUAACCCGUCUCACCUGGAGGCAGUGGACCCAGUGGUGCAGGGCAAAACUAAAGCUGAGCAGUUCUACAGAGGAGACAAUGAAGGGAAGAAGGUGAUGUCCAUUCUCCUGCAUGGUGAUGCUGCGUUUGCUGGUCAAGGAAUUGUCUAUGAAACCUUCCAUCUUAGUGAGCUUCCCUCAUAUACCACUCAUGGCACCAUUCAUGUCGUUGUCAACAACCAGAUUGGCUUCACCACUGAUCCACGAAUGGCGCGCUCCUCCCCUUACCCUACUGAUGUGGCUCGGGUGGUAAACGCCCCCAUUUUCCAUGUCAACGCUGAUGACCCUGAGGCUGUGAUGUAUGUGUGUAGCGUGGCUGCAGAAUGGAGAAACAACUUUAACAAGGAUGUAGUUAUAGAUCUGGUUUGUUACCGGCGCUUUGGCCACAAUGAAAUGGAUGAACCCAUGUUCACUCAACCUCUCAUGUACAAGCAAAUCCACAAGCAGGAGCAUGUGCUCAAGAAAUAUGCAGACAAACUCACUUCUGAGGGAGUCGUUACUCUGCAGGAGUUUGAGGAGGAAGUGGCUAAGUAUGACAAAAUUUGUGAAGAAGCAUACACCAGUUCUAAAGAUGAAAAGAUACUCCACAUCCGUCACUGGCUGGACUCACCGUGGCCAAAUUUCUUCACAGAUCAGGGGGAACCAAAGUGUAUGAGCUAUCCUCCCACAGGGCUCGCUGAGGAUGUCCUGAUGCACAUCGGCCAGGCUGCCAGCUCUGUCCCUCAGCAAGACUUUACCAUUCACAGUGGAGUGUUGAGGAUCUUGCGAGGCCGUGCUGACAUGGUUAGUAAGCGUACAGUGGACUGGGCUCUUGGGGAGUACAUGGCCUUUGGUUCCCUGUUGAAGGAUGGUGUCCAUGUGAGACUGAGUGGGCAAGAUGUGGAGAGAGGAACCUUUAGUCAUCGCCACCAUGUCCUGCAUGACCAGGAAGUGGAUAAGCGAGUUUGUGUUCCAAUGAACCAUCUAUGGCAGAACCAAGCUCCUUACACAGUGUGUAACAGCUCCCUGUCUGAGUAUGGAGUUUUAGGUUUUGAGCUGGGUUUUGCUAUGGCUAGUCCCAAUGCCCUUGUGUGCUGGGAGGCUCAGUUUGGAGAUUUCCACAACACGGCACAGUGUAUCAUAGACCAGUUCAUCAGUCCAGGCCAGGCCAAAUGGGUCAGAAACAAUGGCAUCGUCCUGCUGCUACCCCAUGGCAUGGAGGGAAUGGGCCCAGAGCACUCGUCAGCAAGGCCUGAGCGUUUCUUGCAGAUGAGUAAGGAUGACCCUGAUCGUUAUCCGGAAUUCCUUGGAGAUUUCGAGGUCCAACAGCUUUAUGAAAGUAACUGGAUUGUGGUCAACUGCUCGACACCUGCUAACUAUUUCCAUGUGCUGAGAAGACAGAUCUUAUUACCAUUUAGAAAGCCACUAAUUAUUUUCACUCCUAAGUCCUUACUAAGGCUCCCUGAGGCUCGCUCCAGUUUUGAUGACAUGACCCUAGGAACUAAGUUCAAAAGAAUCAUACCAGAUGAGGGCCCUGCAUCUAAAACUCCAGAGACUGUGAAAAGGGUCAUCUUCUGCACAGGCAAAGUCUACUAUGAACUAGUGAAAGAGAGAAAACAACUCGGACUAAAGGACAGGAUUGCAAUUGUCCGAAUGGAGCAGAUUUCACCAUUUCCAUUCGACCUUAUCAAGAAAGAGAUUGAGACGUACAGCAAUGCUGAGCUUGUAUGGUGUCAGGAGGAGCAUAAAAACAUGGGCUAUUAUGACUACAUAAGACCACGCUUUCUUAGUGCACUCUCCAACAGGAAACCUAUUUGGUACGUUGGCCGUGACCCUGCUGCAGCCACUGCCACAGGAAACAAAUUUACACACCUGGCAGAGCUGAAGAAGUUCAUGACCACUGCUUUUGAUCUCAGUGCAUUUCAGGGCAAGAGCUUUUAAUGCUAAUGAACUACUUACUCUAAAUAUUUGUUAGAACUGCUGCCAUGGAGGCUCGCUCUCAAAGCACAUUGUGUUCCUAGCAAUAGCGUGAUCCUGUGUGAUUCAGGUUUUAGUUGUUGAUGUUUUAGAAAUUUGAUAUAGACUUAAGUCAUAUUUAAGAACUGUACACAGAUACAGCAGUUAAUAGAAAAUAAUAUUAGAAUGCAUAUGUGCACCAAUCCUCGAAUCACUUAGAGUAGAAUAUAUCACAAUGCUUUUGAACUCAGGUUAUUCUCGACUACAUAAUUUUUUCCCCCAUCUCUCAUCACUUAGGGCCACACCUGACUGCAUUUCGAGGCACUGAACAGAUGGCAUAGUGACAAGCAACAGUAUUCUUUAUAGCCGUCAUAAUAUUCGUAGUUUCUUUUAAAUCACGAUUGUCCUUUUGGGACUAUAAAGUAUUAUGAUAUAAAGUGUUUAAAAAACAUGUUUAAAAUACAUGCCACUAAAAUACAGAAAAACUGUCUACUUAAGCACUGGCAGGGUAAAAAAAAAUAUUGCCACUCGGAUUCAAAUAAGCAAACACUUAAGACACUUUGAAGGGAUAAUUAUUGCAGGUGAUAAACAUGUUUCAGCUAAUAAAUGUUUUAAUCCUUUCUGGUGCAGCAAAUAAAUGUUUUAACCCUACAUGAUGCAGUGGGUAUCUUCUCAUUUCUUAAACAACCAUUUCGGAAGAUGUAUUCCAUGGUGGUGGAAAAGAUGUUUCAG